UUAAAGCCUGUGAGGUGAGGAAUAAUUCCGUUAUUAUAAUAAAAAAAUCUGAGCUAAUAUUUGAGUCAGUAUUUGAGAUAAGGCUCAGUCUUGAACGUGAUUGGACCACAUGACCGCACCGCAGUGAAGGGGCUGGGCGAGAGAGAGAGAGAGAGAGAGAGGCUGAUGGUGGAUAUGAUAAAGACGGCGGGUCUGCUCGGUUGAAGCCGGUCAUUUGUUUUAAUUUCUGUAUGAUUUCUUAGUUCAAUUCACGCGCCGCCGCUUGUUUGCUCUGUGCGCCGAGAGACGCGAUGCGCUGCGCCCCGGGAGCCGCCACCCUGCUGCAUCCUCUCUAGCGCUCCGACACCUCGCUUUGUCGGCGUCUUAUUUCUGUCUCAAGAUCGAGAGAGAGAAAGAAAAAAAAUGUCUCUAAAAUCCAAGCAGUGCGAGUCGGUGAAGGUGGUGGUGCGCUGUCGCCCGCUGAACCGUAAAGAAGAGGCGUCCGGUCAUGACAGCAUCGUGGAUAUGGAUGUUAAACUGGGCCAGGUGGCGCUGCGGAAUCCCCGAGCGGCUGCCGGAGAACCGGACAAGACGUUCACCUUCGACGCCGUGUACGACGCAGGAUCCAAGCAGAGCGACCUUUACGAUGAGAGCGUGCGGCCUCUCGUGGACUCGGUGCUGCGCGGCUUUAACGGGACGGUGCUCGCGUACGGACAGACGGGCACCGGGAAGACCUACACGAUGCAGGGGGAGUGGAUGGAGGCCGAGCGGCGCGGCAUCAUGCCCAGCUCCUUUGAGCACAUCUUCACGCACAUCUCACGUUCUCAGAACCAGCAGUACCUGGUGAGAGCGUCGUACCUCGAGAUCUACCAGGAGGAGAUCCGAGAUCUUCUGACCACCGAUCACAGCAAGCGCCUUGAGCUGAAGGAGAACCCAGAGUCAGGUGUGUACGUCCGAGACCUUUCGUCCUUCGUGGCUAAGAACGUCAAGGAGAUGGAGCACGUGCUGAAUGCAGGUAACCGCACGCGAUCUGUAGGUGCGACGGACAUGAACGAGCGCAGCUCUCGGUCUCACGCCAUCUUUAGCGUCACCGUUGAGUGCAGUCAGCCUGGUCCAGAUGGCCGGAACCACAUCCGGGUAGGAAAGCUGAACCUCGUGGACCUGGCUGGGAGCGAACGCCAGAGCAAGACGGGUGCACGUGGUGAGCGGCUCAAGGAGGCCACGAAAAUCAACCUGUCGCUGUCUGCACUGGGAAACGUCGUAUCGGCGCUGGCCGAUGGCCGUGGCGCUCACGUGCCAUACCGUGACUCCAAGCUCACACGCCUGCUCCGGGACUCGCUCGGCGGAAACGCUAAAACCGUAAUGGUGGCCACGCUCGGCCCGGCGUCCUUCAACUACGAGGAGACUCUGACCACGCUGCGCUACGCCAACCGCGCCAAGAACAUCAAGAACGUCCCACGUGUCAAUGAGGACCCCAAAGACGCCCUGCUCCGCGAAUUCCAGCUGGAGAUCGCCCGGCUCAAGGCACAACUUCAACGGCGCGGCACGCUGAGCGCCAGGAGGAAGAGGAGGCUCAAGAAAAGCCUAGACCAUGAAGUGAAUGAGGAUGAUGCUGCUGAUCAGGAUGAGGAAGAGUAUGAGGAUGAAGAAGGUGAAGACGAUGAUGAUGAUGAGGAGGAGGAGGAGAAGUUGGAGAAGGAGGCGCAGGAGUACAUAAAAGAACAGCAGGAGGUGUUGGAGCAAGAGACAGAGGCCAUCAUGGAUGACCGCUUGCUGGUGGCUGAGGAGAAACAGAAGCUCCUGGAAGAGAAAGAGAAGAUGAUGGGAGAUCUGAAGAAGGAGCAGGAGGCUUCAGCGCUCCUCACCGCCAAGUUCAAGGCAUUGGAGAGUAAGCUUCUGGUUGGAGGAAAGAACAUCAUUGAUCACACCAACGAACAGCAGAAGAUGCUGGAACAGAAGCGGCAAGAGAUUGCAGAACAGACACGUAAAGAGCGGGAGAUGCAGCAGCAGAUGUUAAUUCAGGACGAGGAGACGCUGGAGCUGAGAGAAACGUUCACCUCUCUGCAACAGGAAGUGGAGGCAAAGACCAAAAAGCUCAAAAAGCUGUACGCUAAGCUGCAGUCGGUGAAAGCCGAGAUUCAGGACGUGAACGAUGAGCACGUCAGAACCAGACAGGAACUGGAGCAGACACAGAAUGAGCUCACAAGAGAACUCAAGUUCAAGUACCUCAUAAUUGAGAACUUCAUCCCUCCGGAGGAAAAGAACAAGAUCAUGAACCGCCUGGUGUUUGAUGUCGAUGAAGACCAGUGGAAAUUCCAGCCUCUCGUUCCUGCUGAGGAUAAGUUUACUCAGAUGAAGAGGAGACCCGCCUCCGCUGUGGGUUACAAGCGGCCUAUCAGCCAAUAUGCCAGGGUUGCCAUAGCGAUGGGAGCCAAUUCCAGAUACAGGGCUGAAAACAUCAUGCUUCUGGAACUGGACAUGACUCCGCCCACUCUGUUUCAAAUGGACUUCCCGAGGCCGGGGUCCGAGACGGAGCCAAGCCGAGACGUGCACCUAGACAACGCAUCGUACAGAGAGAAAGUAGAGACCAGUCGGGUCAGGAAGUCCCAGUCCUGGUGCCAGGCUGCACGGCCCAUGUCUUCCUCAAGCUCGGUGCUCUCCCUGUCAUCCUCAGGGUCCAAUGGCCUGACGCACCCCGUCAGCGCCGCCAUAGCAACCGCCCACCAGUAAGAUGCCAAGGAGCACAACUUUGUCCCUUCUUCGAUCCACCAAUGAGGGAUGCGUCAUUCGUCCCACCUCCCUUUUUGCAGCAGUGAAACGGUGGCCUUGUCUGAGACGUUAGACGGAGCAAGAGAGGACGCAUUAUAGCACCAUCCUUACAUCCUUCCUUUAUUUUAUUACUCUUUUAUUAAAAUUCGCUCGCUCAGUUUUACCAGAUGAGAUCUGGUCAAGAUAGAUUCAGUUUUGCUUUCACAUCCGUUAAAUAGAAACUCCUGUCUCCAACAGGAAAUCUGUUCAAACAUCAAAUUUCGUUGCCUUUUUUAAAACUUGAACAAGUUUCAACAUGUUUACUGCUGAAAAAAAAUACAAAGGUCCUAUAAAUUGGUCUUCAGUCGGAAAAUACCACUUGGGAAUAAUUCGAAUGUCACCCCGGUCACCUACCGAAGAGGAAAUUAGAGAAAAGCCACUUCCUGUGUGAUCUACUGUACAGAAGAGAGUCCGGAAAAGACAGACAGACGGAUGAAGACGAGUGCAGACGUCUGUCUGUCGUUCUCCGAGCCCUGCUUGCAUGUUGUACUGUGUGUGUGUGUCCAUGUUUGUAAUUCUGAUCAGGGUCUGUCGGACGGAUGAAAACGUCUAAUGAUGUGGGGCGUGGCCUGUGCGUCGGAAUUAGAAAUGGUAGAAUCGACACUGUUGCCUGGUCGUUUUGGCUGGUACCAAAAAAACAAAACCAGUUUUUGUCGUAAUAUCAAACAUAUACAAUAUCAGUGACAGAGGGUCGGAAAGUCAUGUGGUGAUGUCGCUUACGGUGAGAAACGUGCUAGCAUGCGUGCAUUUUUAUUUUUUACAUUCCAGUUUACACACCCAUUUAAAUGAUUUUAGAUCGUUAAAUACAUUAGAAUACUAACUGAUUUUGCAUGAGCUAAGUUCCCAUUAAUGAGCAUAAUGCAAGAGAUGCACAAAAUUGUCUUAACGAUUUCAGCUUAACCGUUAAAAAAAAGUUGGAAUAUAGUUUACGUGAAGUUGACGUAAACUACAUAAGGCUCACCUUAUGUGUACUUUAAGUAACACGUAUUGAAGGUUUUCGCAGGACUUACGUACAGUUUACGUGAGGCUAAUGUAAAAUUUAUGUAAAGUUUCAGUAAGGUUUACGUAAGAUUCACUACAGGUUCAUGUUUAGGUUUUUAUUUGGCUUAUUUAACGUUUAUGAAAAUUACUUAAGGUUUGCAUAAGUUUUACGUAAAGCUUAUUUGAGGUUUAUGUUAGGUUUACGUAAUGUCUAUGUUAGUUUUUUUUUUGUAAGCUUGUACAAGGUUUAUGAAAUUUACUUAAGGUUUACGUAAACUUUAUGUAAAGUUAUUAUUCAUCUUUGUGAAAGGGUAAGAUUUACACAGGGGUAUGGAACCUUUAUGUAAAGUUUAUGUAAAACUUUAAAAAGGUUUUACAUAAUGAUCUCAUUUCCUCCAAAAAAUAUUCACAUACUGUAAAUGUAGAAAAUCUGAAGAAAAGUUUGUCCAUAAGAAAUUGUGUCCAUGUUUGUUUUUUUGUCCGACUUGUCGAACUUAUUCGUUGCGUACGAUUGGAAAACCUUUCCGAGGAAACCUUGAGGAGUGUUGGGAUGGAUGAAGGGUCUGCAUGAAGACAUUAAGAGACUCGUUUAGACUCAUGAAGGACGACUACAUGAAGUUUUUGGAGCUCUGAUGGGUUGAAGAUCCUGUGUGUUAUAAAAAAAAUGUGUCUUUCCACCAUUUUUAAUUCUAUACUGGUUUGCAUAAACCUUUAAAUUACUGUUGAGUGAUAUAUGGAGAAGAUUGCAAGAGACUAAAGCCAAGUGCGCAUACACACACACACACACACACAUAAUUAGUUCUCACACUGGACACAGACUUGAGCUUUGUUUGGACUUCUAGCCUAAAGCGUCCAUGCCCACCUACCUGACUCUAACUGUAUAGAUGCAUAAGGACUGUGAAUAUUUGCGUGUGUUCGAAUUAUGACUGUAUGAUAAAACUACUGAAUAAAAACGGAGAAAUCCGCUCUGCUGAC
Messenger RNA from Hemibagrus wyckioides, 4743 nucleotides. RefSeq names its product kinesin-like protein KIF3C. Bases 403 to 2709 code for a protein of 768 amino acids. The transcript is spliced from 8 exons. Gene Ontology annotation, biological process: microtubule-based movement. Lineage: Eukaryota; Metazoa; Chordata; Actinopteri; Siluriformes; Bagridae. Gene Ontology annotation, molecular function: ATP binding; microtubule motor activity; microtubule binding. The record is from RefSeq and is a predicted model, not a curated record.